CGUGUGGACCGCCAACGAAGGACCCCUGUCCGAAUUCAUAUACUACCACCAUGAGAUGGUUCUGAUCAACGAAUUCCCCACCAAGGUGAUCCUUUUCUGCCAAGUGCCGCCGCCGGAGGGCGGUGAGACGCCCUUCGUGCCGAGCUUUCGAGUCACGGAGAGAAUGCUUGAGGAGUACCCCGACAACGUGAGGGAGAUGGAGGAGAAGGGACUGCGAUACACCUUCACUGCCGUCAGCAAGAACGACACCACCUCCAUGAGGGGAAGAGGAUGGGAGGAGGCCUUCGGCACAUCCGAUCCGGUCGAAGCAGAGCGAAGGGCCAGGGCACUGGGAAUGAACAUCGAGUGGCUCCCAAACGGCGGGGCGACGACCAUCUUGGGGCCGCGGCCCUUGACUCGGGUCUUCCCGGGGAGGAAGGCAAGGCGCAUGUGGUUCAACACCGUCGUCGGCAUGCAUGGCAAGGAGACCAGCUCGGCGACCAUGGCGGACGGGUCGGAGAUACCCGAACACGUCGUGAAGAGGUGCGGCGAGAUCAUCGAGGAGGAGAGCGUGCAGUUCAAGUGGGAGGAAGGGGACGUGCUCUUCUUGGAUAAUCUGGCCUUGCUCCAUGGGAGGCGGCCUUCGCUGCCGCCGAGGAAAGUCCUCGUUGCCACCUGCAAGUGAACUGGUCCUUCCAAUAGCCAACAAUAAAAGAUCAACUGUGUUAAGCAUCAA
Molecule: messenger RNA, 715 nt
Organism: Musa acuminata AAA Group (dessert banana)
Lineage: Eukaryota; Viridiplantae; Streptophyta; Magnoliopsida; Zingiberales; Musaceae
Product: clavaminate synthase-like protein At3g21360
Exons: 3
Coding region: 56-664 (202 amino acids)
Molecular function (GO): oxidoreductase activity
Source: RefSeq, a predicted model, not a curated record